This is a messenger RNA of Nicotiana tabacum (common tobacco), 697 nucleotides long. The record is from RefSeq and is a predicted model, not a curated record. NCBI's taxonomy places the organism in Eukaryota, Viridiplantae, Streptophyta, Magnoliopsida, Solanales, Solanaceae.
GCAUCCUGGGACUCAAAUAAACAUAGUGGUGCUGUUCCACAGUUGACAGGAGCAAGAUUCUUCUCAUUUGAGGAGCUCAAAAAAAAUGACAAACAAUUUUUCAGAAACUAAUGAUAUUGGAUCUGGUGGUUAUGGCAAGGUUUACAGAGGAACUCUUCCAAAUGGACACCUGGUUGCAGUUAAAAGAGCUCUACAAGGGUCUAUGCAGGGUGCACUUGAGUUCAAAACUGAGAUAGAACUUCUCUCAAGGGUUCAUCACAAGAAUGUCGUUGGCCUUGUUGGCUUCUGUUUUGAUCAAGCUGAACAGAUGCUGGUGUAUGAGUAUAUUCCUAGUGGCACCUUAAAAGAUGGUCUUUCAGGCAAGACUGGGAUCAGGUUAGAUUGGAUGAGGAGACUGAAGAUAGCCCUCGGAGCAGCCCGAGGUUUGCAGUAUCUUCACGACCUUGUCAACCCUCCUAUCAUACACAGAGACAUCAAGUCCAACAACAUCUUGCUGGAUGAACGCCUAAACGCAAAAGUUGCUGAUUUUGGUUUGUCCAAGCUUCUGUUGCAAGACUGGGAUCAGGUUAGAUUGGAUGAGGAGACUGAAGAUAGCCCUCGGAGCAGCCCGAGAGACAUCAAGUCCAACAACAUCUUGCUGGAUGAACGCCUAAACGCAAAAGUUGCUGAUUUUGGUUUGUCCAAGCUUCUGUUGUGA